AUGGCAUCCACAGCACAGCCUAGAGCUCCCUCCACGAGGGGUGCAAAGGCCAGACCUCAACGUGGCAAAAUCCCCAAAAUCGGCACUGGCAUGGCUAAGAAGGGCGAGCAGAGACAGCAAGCCAUACCAGGUCAACAACGUGCGUCCGGAUCUGUUGGAACCCCGGCGCCAUCCGAAGCCGAUGAUAUCAGUACAAAGUCUGGUGGCAUCGCUGCUAGCUCGACACAAAAGGCAAGCGGCAGUGUCCCAGGUGGAAAGACUGCCACGAAGGACUUUGGCUGGGAUGCCCAGGAGAAGGGAGAAAAGCUCAAAUCAGCUGGAGAGCAAGCCGGAGAGGGGCUACAGGAAAAAGUUUCCGAGGCUCCUGAGAACCUUCCUACAAGUCUCUCUGACUUAGAGGGACUUGAGGUUAGCGACGGGGGACAAAUACUGGAUCAGAAUGGACAAGCUGUUGGUCAGGUUGUAGAAGGCGAUCCUGCCGACCUGGUCGGGAUGACUGUUGGAGCUGAUGGUGAGAUAUUAGAUGAGGAUGGAGACCUCGUUGGCCGUGUCGACCUUUUGAGUGCACCUGAGGAAACAGCUGAGGAAAUAGCUGAGGGAACAGCCGAGGAAAGUACGGCAGAUAUCGGCCAAGCACCCAGCCUCGAAGCCGCCAAAGGUCUUCCUGUUACUGAGGACGGACGCAUUCUGAAUGAUGAUGAACAACCGGUGGCCAAGGUCGUUGAGGGUGAUCUCAGGAAGCUAGUAGACAAAAUUCCGAACGAGCAAGGAGAGAUAUAUGAUGAGAACGGUGAGCUCCUGGGCCGUGUGGAACCUCUUUCCAUGGAGGAGGCUACUGGAGCAAUUGAUGAAAAGAUGGAAGGUGCCGAGGAGCAGGUUGGCGAAAAGAUGGAAGGUGCCGAGGAACAGGUUGACGAAAAGAUGGAAGGUGCCGAGGAGCAGGUUGGCGAAAAGAUCGAAGGGGUCAAGGAGCAGGCCGACGAAGCCGCUCAAAUGGCAGAGGAAAAAGCUGGCGAGGGUGAAGCAGCAAUAGACGAAGCUGGUGCCGCCGCUGCCGAACAGUUGCCUGAUAUCUCUACCCUCGAAGGAUUGACGUGCAACAAAUUCGGUAGCAUUGUCAAUGCUGACGGCGUUCCCGUCGGUGAACUUAUCGAGGGAGACCCUAGGGUCCUUUGCCGCAGUGGCUUCCAGCUCGAUGAUCAGGGCCAAUUCUGGAAUAACCGGGGCAAAGUUAUUGGUAAAGCCAAACCAAUUCCUGUGGAAGAAAUCCCACCGGGCCCGUUUGCGGAUUUUGAUGACCUGUUUGUUGUUGAGGACGGCUGGGUUCAAGAUGCAAAUGGCAAGCGAGUAGGCAAGAUUGUUGAUGGUGAUCCGAAGAAGCUCGUCGGUCGAGCAGUCGACGACGAUGGCGAUGUGGUCGAUAAGCGUGGCAAUCUUCUGGGUCGUGCAGAACCCUGGGAGGAACCAGAAGAGCCUCCACCUGAGAAGGUCGACCUCUCCAUGCUCGAAGGAUACAAGAUCAAUAAGUACGGGAAUAUUAUGGGCUCUUCAGGUGUUCCCAUUGCUCGGGUUGUCGAGGGGAACUUGAAAACCGUCGCGGGACGAUCUGUAGACCAGGAGGGAAAUAUUUGGGGAGAUAGCGGAGAGGUUAUCGGACGGGUCGAAAUCAUUCCCGAGAAUGAGCGUGAAACUCGAGGACCCUUCAGCGGGUUCCGCGAUCUGCAAGUGAAUGACGAAGGGUUCAUCGAUGAUGGCGAUUCGGUGAUCGUUGGUAAGGUCAUAGAAGGCGAUCCGAGCACCCUUCGCGGCCUAACGGUCGAUGAGCAAGGAAAUAUAAUCGACGAAUAUGGAGAUGUGAAAGGUCGUGCUGAACGAUAUGAACCGCCAGAGGAAGAAGUGGAAGAGGCGGACCUCUCUUCGUUGGAGGGUAAAACUGUUAACAAAAUGGGCAACGUUGUGGACGCGCAAGGAACUGUCUUUGGCCGGGUUGCAUCUGGCUAUAUCAAGCAUAUGGUUGGCAAGAAGGUCGACGCACAGGGCCGUAUUUGGAGCGACAGUGGUAAGGUGAUAGGGCAGGCUGAGCUCAUUCCAGACAAUGAACAAGAACGAGAAGAAGGACCCUUUUUCGGACUCGAGGGCCUUGUUUUGACGAAGGAUGGCAUGGUUGUUGAUCCCGAGCAAAAGAUUGUUGGCCGGUUGGUCGAAGGUGACCCGCAACGACUUGCCGGUCGAGCAGUCGAUGAGGAUGGGGAGCUGCUUGAUAAGGCUGGAAAUGUUAUAGGCCGGGCAGAACCGUGGACCCCAGAGGAGAAGCAGCGCGACGUGAAUCCUAUGGCAGGCUAUAAGGUCAACCGUGAGGGUGAAGUUCGCGAUCGGGAUGGGAACUUGAUUGGCAAGCUGACUGAAGGGAAUCUCCAACAACUCAUUGGUAAAGAGAUUGAUGACAAUGGGUACGUAGUAGAUAAUGAUGGGAACAAGAUUGGAGAAUGCACCCUCCUCGAAAACUUGCCAGAGGAGGAGCCGGAGCCGGAGCCGGAGCCUGAGCCUGAGCUGUCUCCCGAGGAGCUCGAAAGACAGGAGAAAGAGAAACAGGACCGAGAGUUGGCAAAGAGGAUGUGCGCAAUCCUUCAGCAGACGCUCGACAGUGUGCAACCGAUCUGUAGACAGAUCAUGCAGAACAUAGAGAAGGCCCACCAAACGCCGAAAGAUGAGCUCGAUGAGGAAGAGUUGGUCAAAACGGUGAAACCGUUAAUUGAAGAAGCUGCCUCCAUGCUUCAAGAGUGUAAAGGUGCUCUACGGGCCUUGGACCCCACAGGGGAGGUUGCAGCGACAGCAAAAGCUCGCGACGCGGCUCAUGAAGCCACGCCGGAGCAAUACUCCUUGGCAAACCUGCUCAAAGAGCUCACCCAAACGGUCGUCGAGACCAUUGAAGAGGGACGCCGACUCAUUGCCGACAUGCCUCAUGCCAAAAAGCAUCUCAACCCUUUGUGGGCCUUACUGUCGGAGCCACUUUUUCAGAUUAUCGCCGCAGUUGGUCUUCUACUUACUGGUGUAUUGGGCCUGGUUAGCAAUCUUCUGGACGGCCUCGGCCUGGGCGGACUUAUUCGGGGGCUGUUAGGUAGCCUUGGGAUAGACAAGAUUCUGGAAGGCUUUGGCUUGGGCACUUUAACUGAUGCUCUGGGUCUAGGGGGGAACGCAUUUACAAGCCAAACAUAUCGAGAUGUUUAUCCAACAAUUGACCCUACUCGCCCCGAGCUGUCCCAGGCGGGAAAGGUGAUCGUUAUCACUGGCGCUAGCCGUGGUCUUGGACGUUUGUCCUUUGCAGCAUCAUUCGCCCAUGCCCAUGCAGAUGCGAUCAUCAUCUUGGCACGAUCCUCUAUCAAUUUGGCGGAGACCGAGAAGCUCAUUAAAAAUAUUAAUCCGUCAACAUGUGUGUUGUCUAUCGUCUUGGAUAUAUGUGACGAGGCAAAGGUCAAGGAAGUUUUUCAUAAGAUUAAAGAUCAAUUUGGCGUUCCCCAUGUCCUUAUCAACAAUGCAGCUGUACUUCCUUCGCAGGGGAAACUUACGGAGCAGAAUUCCAGUCAAUGGUGGGAGACCCAUGAGGUUAACGUCCGAGGGACAUAUAAUGUCACCAAGGCAUUUCUACAAAUGAUCGGACCCAAUCCUGCAAACCCAACAACGAUUAUCAAUGUGACAUCAGCCGCGGGUCAUAUUGUCGCCCAAGGAAUGAGUUCCUACUGUCUGACCAAGCUAGCCAUUACUCAGCUCACUGCAUUUCUGAAAAAUGAGUACCCCAGCAUUACGUCUGUUAGCCUGCACCCAGGCAUGAUCCUCACAGAUAUGGGCUCGAGUGUCUCGUGGUUAGAGCCGUUUAUGAGAGAUACUGCAGAAUUAUCAGGUGGUACAGCAGUGUGGCUGUCAACUGGAGACAAAAGCUUCCUGUCUGGCAGAUAUGUAGCAGCGAACUGGGAUGUAGCUGAGCUUGAGAGGAGGAAAGAGGAAAUUAUUCGGGAUAAUCUGUUAACUGAUGGAAGGUGUCCUGAGGAACCUCAACGCUAUAUACUAUCUGGAUUCUAUUUUGAUAGUGGCUAA
Molecule: messenger RNA, 4092 nt
Organism: Aspergillus caelatus
Lineage: Eukaryota; Fungi; Ascomycota; Eurotiomycetes; Eurotiales; Aspergillaceae
Exons: 6
Coding region: 1-4092 (1363 amino acids)
Source: RefSeq, a predicted model, not a curated record